This is a messenger RNA of Paramormyrops kingsleyae, 2982 nucleotides long. NCBI's taxonomy places the organism in Eukaryota, Metazoa, Chordata, Actinopteri, Osteoglossiformes, Mormyridae. The record is from RefSeq and is a predicted model, not a curated record.
GGCGUGGGGUGGGCGCGCACCCUCCGGAUUAAUUGUCGGACGGUGGAGCUGUAAUCGCGGACGCGGAUCCCCGAAAGCGCCGGUGAUUGGUUAGAGCGGCGGGGCUGGUCCUCCGCUCGCCCAGGCGUCGGAUUACAUUUGCAGUUUACGCGAGGGGGGAGAAGUCGGCGUCCGGGAUGCAUAGGAAGCCGCUGCGAGUGCAUCGCCGACCGCAUCCGCAGCACAUGAGGGCGACCGCUCGCCGGGGAAGUGCGCGAUAGGAUAGUGUGGAACCACCGUCUUCGCACGUCGGACGGGGAUCGCAGGUUCUUCUGCUCAGAAGCGCGGCUGUCAUCGCACGGCUCGAUCCUUGUAUUUUUUCCGGAAUACGGUAGUUUUGUCCGGACUUGGCGCUCUGGUGAUGCACAGGGCACGGCGAUUUCAGAGCAAUCAGAGCACUGAAAUUGCACGACACGGGAAUCCUGAAAGAUAGCGUUGGAUCGUUGCUUUUCCUUCUUAUUUUUUUGAUGCUGGGUGGGCAAAAGGAAUAAAAGAUCACCCCGUGGACCAUACUUGGGACUUAAGACGAACAUUUUUUUUGGGAUAGCGUUAUCCAGGGAUGAUAUGUGUUUACCAGACUUGACGAAAUACAUCAACAGGUCGCCGAUGCACAUAUUAAAUGUGCCGGCCGAGAAGAGAGAUUUUCCGGUAACGGCUAUGAGAAAACGCGUUAUGUGAUACCAAUUAUUGCUGGAAAUCGCCAAAGCGCAACUUGACUAGUGAGUCGGGAGCGCUGACUUCGAACGGGCUCCCGGUGGCUGCGGCAGAACAGGCGACUUAUGAAACUUUAUGCAUUUCACAGGAUUGAUAUUUGGAGACCGGUUGACAUAGGCAGCCGGCCUGCUGAAACGGGACAUUAUAAAAAGAAGACGAAUUUUGCCGUGCCGCAGUCUGACAGUAAGAAUGGCUGGCGUCAGCUGUGGGUGGAAGUAUUACCUCUGGAUUUUGAUUGCUAUGUGCAGAUCUACAUUACCGCAAGCGAAAUCCCUGGAAUCGGUUAUUUGGAGCUCACAAAAUCUCAAGUUUCAGCCAGGGAAAGGCUUGGUGAUUUAUCCUGAGAUUGGGGACAAGCUGGACAUUAUUUGUCCGAAGGCAGAUGCCGGAAGGCCGUAUGAAUUCUACAAGUUGUACCUGGUGAAGAAGGAACAGGCAGAUUCCUGCAGCACAGUCAUGGACCCCAACGUGCUGGUGAACUGUAACAAGCCGGAGAAGGACAUCAAAUUCACCAUCAAGUUCCAGGAGUUCAGUCCAAACUACAUGGGCCUUGAAUUCAAAAGGAACACCAACUACUACAUCACAUCCACUUCCAAUGGGACCCUGGAAGGACUUGAGAAUAGAGAAGGUGGAGUUUGCAACACCCGUUUCAUGAAGAUCAUUAUGAAAGUUGGACAGGACCCAAACACCGUGGUGUCAGACCCAGUGAUAAUCGACAGCCCUGGCAAGGACAAGGACAGCACGGAGUCAACCAGCAGACCUCCUGGCAAGGAUAAGGUUGAGCGGAAAGGCAGUACAGGUAGCAUCAACCAAAACAAGACUAUUACGGACGAGGGCAUCUUUGGCUCUAAGGCGGCUCUCUUCGCAGCCAUCGGGGCGGGCUGCGUCAUCUUCCUCUUCAUCAUCAUCUUCCUGAUCAUUCUGCUGAUCAAGAUCCGGAAGCGGGCGAGGAAGCACACACAGCAGCGAGCGGCAGCACUGACGCUCAGCACGCUGGCCAGCCCCAAGUGCUCCGGGAACGCCGGCUCUGAGCCCAGUGACAUUAUCAUCCCGCUGCGGACUACAGAAAACAACUACUGCCCGCACUACGAGAAAGUGAGCGGGGAUUACGGGCACCCAGUCUACAUAGUCCAGGAGAUGCCCCCCCAGAGCCCCGCUAACAUUUAUUACAAGGUGUGAAGAUGGAGAAGAGAAGUGCAGCGGUGAUAUUUUGUAGGACGUUUGGAUUUUAGGAAAUUAUGGCCUACUUUUUUUUUAUUUUUUUUUAUUUUUUUUACUACCUAGACCUUCUGAAGCUGGAGGACAUUUAAACGAUGACCAGCGAAGAUAAAAACGUAAAAGAGUAAUAGAAAGUCAGAAGGUCUACAUAAAGACUGCUGUCAGGACAUUAAUACUUCUCCUGUGUGAGCCAGCAGCAGGUCGUAUGGGUCUUCUCCCUGUCCGCGCCCUGUUUCCUGUUAACCUGCAGAUGUAUUAAGCAGUCACAUGUUCCCUGGUCUUAGCCAUGGUAUAUUUCUGGAUAGCAAAUAAGAGAUGGGAUACAUGGUUUAGGCUUUUGAAUCAGUAGCCUUUCUCCUUGUGUGGUAGUGAGAAGGAACAGGGUAUGUCCGCUGGCUUCGUCACCAAGCUGAAGCCAUUCUGAAUUGCUCAGGUAACAGGGCACAUUGCGACAGAUAGAGCAGCACCGUUCUCUUGCACACUAUGAUGUUUACCUUGCAUUAUUCUCAUCAAAGUUAACUCGCUCUUUCUUCUCAUAAUUCUGCUCGUCAGGUUUUUCUUUUUUUGUUCUUUGCAUUUACAGUAUAUCAUGGUAAAUAUUCCUGUAUUUCAUGUUAUCAUAUCUCAGUAGCAGUGCAUUUAUUUGGCGAAGAAACAUCACGUGUGAGCCGUAACUCUAGGGAGGUCAUUGUUUUCUGUAAGGCAAAAAAAAAAAUUCAUAUUUCCUUUUGUCCGUUCGAUCCCGAAGCAUCGCCAAGAAAGGUAUUUACGAGUGCUGUCAGUCUUACCAGUGCCCGGUGGUGCCUAACUGUGUUCAGACAAGAACAGUGUGCCUGUGGCAUCCCAAAGACAAAUUUAACGGGCCAAACCGGCUGCAGCUCGUGCUGAAGAUUUGCCAGGUGCGAGUCGGACGUGAACGAUAAAAAGUUAUGACUGCAGAUCUUCAGAACUACUUAAGAAAAAGAAUAAUAAAUUACGGUGCUGUGUGUCCACCCUCCCCAAGAUGUGCUU